Messenger RNA from Octodon degus (degu), 6865 nucleotides. RefSeq names its product solute carrier family 4 member 4 (gene Slc4a4). Lineage: Eukaryota; Metazoa; Chordata; Mammalia; Rodentia; Octodontidae. Gene Ontology annotation, cellular component: basolateral plasma membrane; plasma membrane. Gene Ontology annotation, biological process: transmembrane transport; bicarbonate transport; regulation of intracellular pH. Bases 39 to 3278 code for a protein of 1079 amino acids. The transcript has 25 exons. Gene Ontology annotation, molecular function: sodium:bicarbonate symporter activity; solute:inorganic anion antiporter activity; monoatomic anion transmembrane transporter activity. The record is from RefSeq and is a predicted model, not a curated record.
GGUCUGAGCAUUCUUUUUUUCUUUUUUAUUACUAUAGGAUGGAGGAUGAAGCUGUCCUGGACAGAGGGGCUUCCUUCCUCAAGCACGUGUGUGAUGAAGAAGAAGUAGAAGGCCACCAUACCAUCUAUAUCGGAGUCCACGUGCCUAAGAGCUACCGGAGGAGGAGAAGGCACAAGAGAAGGACAGGGCACAAGGAAAAGAAGGAGAAGGAGCGAAUCUCUGAGAACUACUCUGACAAGUCAGAUGUGGAAAAUGCAGACGAAUCCAGCAGUAGCAUUCUAAAACCCCUCAUCUCUCCUGCAGCAGAACGCAUCCGCUUCAUCUUGGGAGAGGAAGAUGACAGCCCAGCACCCCCUCAACUUUUCACCGAGCUGGAUGAGCUUCUGGCUGUGGAUGGGCAGGAGAUGGAGUGGAAGGAAACAGCAAGGUGGAUUAAGUUUGAAGAGAAAGUGGAACAAGGUGGAGAAAGAUGGAGCAAGCCCCAUGUGGCCACAUUAUCCCUACACAGCUUAUUUGAGCUAAGGACAUGUAUGGAGAAGGGGUCGAUCAUGCUUGACCAUGAGGCCUCCUCUCUCCCACAGUUGGUGGAGAUGAUUGUUGACCAUCAGAUUGAGACUGGCUUAUUAAAAGCUGACCUGAAGGACAAGGUGACCUAUACUUUGCUCCGGAAGCACCGGCAUCAGACCAAGAAGUCCAACCUGCGGUCCUUGGCUGACAUCGGGAAGACUGUCUCCAGUGCAAGUAGGAUGUUCACCAACCCUGACAAUGGUAGCCCAGCCAUGACCCAUAGGAACCUGACUUCCUCCAGUCUGAAUGACAUUUCUGAUAAACCAGAGAAAGACCAGUUGAAGAAUAAGUUCAUGAAAAAGCUGCCACGUGAUGCAGAAGCUUCUAACGUGCUCGUUGGGGAAGUUGACUUCUUGGACGCCCCUUUCAUUGCCUUUGUGCGGCUGCAGCAGGCUGUCAUGCUGGGUGCCCUGACUGAGGUCCCUGUACCAACCAGGUUCUUGUUCAUUCUCUUAGGUCCUAAGGGGAAAGCCAAAUCUUACCAUGAGAUUGGCAGAGCCAUCGCGACCUUGAUGUCUGAUGAGGUUUUCCAUGACAUCGCUUAUAAAGCAAAAGACAGACAUGACCUGAUCGCUGGGAUUGACGAGUUUCUAGAUGAGGUCAUUGUUCUUCCACCAGGGGAGUGGGACCCAGCCAUCAGGAUAGAGCCUCCUAAGAGUCUGCCAUCAUCUGACAAGAGAAAGAACAUGUACUCAGGUGGGGACAGUGUUCAGAUGAACGGGGACACGCCCCAUGAUGGUGGCCAUGGAGGAGGAGGCCACGGGGACUGUGAAGAGCUGCAGCGGACUGGACGGUUCUGUGGUGGAUUAAUUAAAGACAUAAAGAGGAAAGCACCAUUUUUUGCCAGUGAUUUUUAUGAUGCUUUAAAUAUUCAGGCUCUUUCAGCAAUUCUCUUCAUCUAUCUGGCAACUGUAACUAAUGCCAUCACUUUUGGAGGACUGCUUGGGGAUGCCACUGACAACAUGCAGGGCGUGUUGGAGAGCUUCCUGGGCACUGCUGUCUCUGGAGCCAUCUUUUGCCUUUUUGCUGGUCAACCACUCACUAUUUUGAGCAGCACAGGACCUGUCUUAGUUUUUGAGAGGCUUUUAUUUAAUUUCAGCAAGGACCAUAACUUUGACUAUUUGGAGUUUCGCCUUUGGAUUGGCUUGUGGUCAGCAUUUCUGUGUCUCAUUUUGGUGGCCACAGAUGCCAGCUUCUUGGUUCAGUAUUUUACACGUUUCACAGAAGAGGGCUUCUCAUCUCUGAUCAGUUUCAUCUUUAUCUAUGAUGCUUUCAAGAAGAUGAUCAAGCUAGCACAUUACUAUCCCAUCAACUCUGACUUCAAAGUGGGCUACAAUACCCUCUUCUCCUGUACCUGUUUGCCGCCUGACCCAGUUAAUAUCUCACUACCUACUGAUGCCACCCUGCCCCCAGAGGAUUUUCCAACUAUUUCUUCUACUGACCUGUACCAUAAUGCAACCUUUGACUGGGCAUAUUUAUCAAAGAAGGAGUGCUUGAAAUAUGGAGGGAAGCUCGUGGGGAACAACUGUAAUUUUGUUCCUGAUGUCACUCUCAUGUCUUGCAUCCUGUUCUUGGGCACCUAUGCCUCCUCCAUGGCUCUGAAAAAAUUCAAAACCAGCCGUUAUUUUCCAACCACAGCAAGAAAAUUGAUCAGUGAUUUUGCCAUUAUUUUGUCCAUUCUCAUGUUUUGUGUAAUAGAUGCCCUGGUAGGUGUGGACACUCCAAAACUAAUCGUGCCAAGUGAGUUCAAGCCAACAAGUCCAAAUCGAGGCUGGUUUAUCCCCCCAUUUGGAGGAAACCCCUGGUGGGUGUAUCUGGCUGCUGCUAUCCCUGCAUUGUUGGUCACCAUUCUGAUUUUCAUGGACCAGCAAAUCACUGCUGUAAUUGUAAACAGGAAAGAACAUAAGCUCAAGAAAGGAGCUGGGUAUCACCUGGAUCUCUUUUGGGUGGCCAUCCUCAUGGUGGUGUGCUCCUUCAUGGGCCUUCCGUGGUAUGUGGCCGCUACUGUCAUCUCCAUUGCUCACAUCGACAGUUUGAAGAUGGAGACAGAGACUUCCGCACCUGGAGAGCAACCAAAGUUUCUAGGAGUGAGGGAACAAAGAGUCACUGGAACCCUUGUGUUUAUUCUGACUGGCUUGUCGGUCUUUAUGGCUCCCAUCUUGAAGUUUAUUCCUAUGCCUGUAUUAUAUGGUGUGUUCCUGUACAUGGGGGUAGCUUCGCUUAAUGGGGUACAGUUCAUGGAUCGUCUGAAACUGCUUCUGAUGCCCUUGAAGCAUCAGCCUGACUUCAUCUACCUGCGCCAUGUUCCUCUGCGCAGAGUCCACCUGUUCACUUUCCUCCAGGUGUUGUGUCUGGCCCUGCUCUGGAUACUUAAGUCAACAGUGGCUGCUAUUAUCUUUCCAGUCAUGAUCUUGGCACUUGUAGCUGUCAGAAAAGGUAUGGAUUACCUCUUCUCCCAGCACGACCUCAGCUUCCUCGAUGAUGUCAUUCCAGAAAAGGACAAGAAAAAGAAGGAGGAUGAGAAGAAAAAAAAAAAGAAGAAGGGAAGUUUGGACAGUGACAAUGACGAUUCUGACUGCCCAUAUUCAGAAAAGGUCCCCAGUAUUAAAAUCCCAAUGGACAUCAUGGAACAACAACCUUUCCUAAGCGAUAGCAAACCCUCCGACAGAGAAAGAUCAUCAACAUUCCUUGAACGCCACACAUCAUGCUGAUAAAAUUCCUUUCCUUCAGUCACUUGGCUUGCCAAGUCCUCCCAGAACUCCAGUAAAAGUUGUGCCUCAAAUCAGAAUAGAAGUUGAGCCUGAAGACAAUGAUUAUUUCUGGAGGAGCAAGGGAACAGAAACUACACUAUAACCUAUUUGUCUUUCUUACAACUAAUGGUUUUGUUGUUUAUGUUCUUGUUUUUUCUCUUUUUAUCUGUUGUUAAUUUUCUAAUAUUUGUUCUGUUUCAGUUUUUGAUCACUGGAUAAAUAACACAGCACUCUCUCUGCUUCUCUCUUGCAUAGGUAAAAUCAAAACAGUAGUGCACUGCACCUUAGAAAAGCGUCUGCAGAAUCUCUCUUUGUUCUUAUGCUCUCAGAUGUGUCUUUUGACAACUUAGUUCCCCUGUUACUCAAGACACAUGGAGAUCCUUGUCCUUUUAUUAAGCAGAGGUCAAGAGUAUUAAAGAUUUUAUAAAACUUUUUACUAAAAUUCUGAAGGAACUUAACACACUAGCUUUGGAGAUGUGCUUACUGGCCUACUUUUGUCUGGUAGAACAAACUCUAACCUCCAGAGUCCCUUCUCCCCUCAUAAAGCUCCCCAGGACUGGAAAAAGUGCUGCUAUUCUAAUUUUCUCUGGCUUGUAAGCCCUAAUCAUAGUUAUCAAAAGAAGAAAAACUAAAGGUACUUUAGUACCUUUACUAAAGUAGAGGUACUAAACAUUGCCACCAUUGUAGCAAGUGCUGGAAUGUCCCUUUUUCCUAUGCAACUUUUUUUAACCCUUUAAUGAACUUACCUGUUGAGUACUUUGAAGAAUAUUUUUCUUUCUAGAUUUUGUUGUUUAAAUUAUGGGGCUUAACAUGCAACUUAUUUUUUGUCAAUUUUUAAAACUUUUUUUAAUUACUGUAAAAAGAAUGAAUUUUUCCUGCAGCAGGAAACAUAGUUUUAAGUAGUUCUACCUCUUAUUUGUAGCUACCAGGCUUUUCUGUAAAAAUUGUAUUGUAUAUAAUGUGAUUUUUGCAUAUACACCCCCCCACAUGCACAAAAUCUCUAGGGUAAACCAGAAGGCUACAUCAGAUUUUAAAAAAAUACACCAUGUUUCUGAGCAUCCAUUUUAUCCUAUUCUCUAGAAGAAAUUUAACUUUUUUAUGAAGGCACUUGAGAGAGAAGAGAAAAAUUCUUACAUAAGAGAGUAAAUGCUGUUCUGGUAAUGAUGGCAUCUGGAUUCAGAGGCUGAGUGUAUUACUAUGUUACUGCCCUGUGCAGUGUUGUUAGGCAUUUUUUCACUUUGAAAUAUCUGUGGUUAUGUAUGUGCUCUGUGUGUGGCUGGUGCACAUAUGGGUUAAGUGAGAAAAAGAGUGACAGUAAACAGAGAACAAACUUAUUAAGCCCUGUGUGACAGUUUCUAUAAAAUACAAACCACAUGUGACAAUCACAUAAAGGGUCCAACAAAUAUAUCCCUAUGGAAAUGAAGGCAAAUAUGACUUAUUACCUGGCUGGCAGUUAUGACCACCAAUGUUGUAGCUCAUACUGUCAAAAGAAAAUCCAUAGGAAUAUUGACAGCUCACUUACACAUCCAUAAGGUUUUACAGGAGAACAAGGAUUCAAGUGAAUAUAUUUUAACAAUACUUUCACACAAUCUUUGUAAUUAGAACAUUUAAAACAUGUAUGUAUAUUAAUUUAUAUGUAUAUUUGUUUCAGAGUACCAUAUUGGAAAUUAGACCUUAUUAACCAAAUUUUGCAUGAUAUUUAAAUAUAAUGUUCUUAAUGAGUUAUAUUAUAUGUUGAAUAGGACAACAUUUUAAAUGUGGAAUCAUAAUCUUGGAUUCAUAUAACCAUAACUGUGAUCUGUCCUCAGCCAUUGGAGGACCACUAGAAACAGAUGAAACCACUCAUUUUGGCAUACUUACUGACUCCACUCAUUCUUACAUUAAUUACAUUGUAAUUUUGCCCUCUUAAUGUUAAUUUAAAAAUUUUUUUAUCCUAUUUUGUAAUAUCUCAAAACUUUUAAUUUUAUAAAAAUUAGACAAAAAUGAUCUUAAUUUUUAAAGUGACAGUGGUAAACUGUGCAUUCUAAAAUUUCACUUGCCAAAUUUUGGCAUAUUUGCACAUAGAUCUAUCUUCGAAACAAUUAUUCUGUGUUAUCUAGUUUUAUUUUACCCUAAAAGAACUAUAUAGGAAAGUGUACCCUUUCUGUUUACUGAUUGAAGUAUCCACAGAUUGUUUAAUAAUCAUAAAAUUAGUUUAAUGAAGAUAUUGUUAAGUCUAAGGCACUUUUGCUUAUUUCUUAUACAAGAUAUGUGUGUUUGUGUGUGUAUGUGUGUGUGUGUGUUUUCUGUAACAAAAAAUCAAGUAUUUGGAGAAUUAUACUCCUUUCCAUACCAGUCAAAGAGCUGCUGAAACAGUUUGGCCCCUCAUUGGAGCCUUUGAGCAGAUUGAAGGCUAUCUGCAGGCCCACUGUGAGCCAGGUAAUGUCACUCUGGGAGAAUGCCAGGUAUUUAUGUUGUAAACACAAAAGAAUAUCUUACAUUUGCUACAACAAACCCUUUCAACAUUGUGGAAUCCAGAAAAUAAUUGUUUUUUUAAAAAAUCAUUACUUUUAGAGGAACAGAGGUAGUUACCACACUGACAAACAAAAUCAAUGUUCAUGGAAAGCCAACAGAUUACCUGUAUUCUAACUGAAUUUACAGGUUAGAUAAGAAGUAAUCAACUGAACACAAGUAUAACAGGAAUUCUUAACAACAUACUUCUCUAUUUUUUUGCUCUGAUGUGCAUCUUGGAGAUAAAUGAUCAAUUUUCUUGAGGAAUAGAAUAAGUACACUCAGAGCUGUUACCCAGGAUUCCUGGCGCUGUAGGAACUGACUGGUGGGGAAAGUCUGCCUAUGAAAAGAGCAUUAAUUCUUCUGGUUUUGCAUUUAAGAGAAAAUCUAUAGAAUAUACUGUUUUCCUUGAGAAAUUCACUUUUGUCUGCUAUGUGUAUGUAACUACUUGAAAUCCUAAUUAUUUCAUAUGCCAUAAGCAGUAUUGUUCCUGCUUCUUCUUCCAGUCAAAGUUGAAGAGAGGUUGUGUAGGAGCCUUACUGACUUGAGAAGCAGGAGCAAAAACUUUCCUCUUCAGCCCUACAGCUCAAGGAAUGGGGAAAAUUAUCUGUUGUCAGUAAUCCAAUUUUUGUGAAUUUUAUGCACAUAUAACAACACACACACAGAGUGACUUUUAUCAGCUAUAUAUUGAUGUCUAAUAUGGAGAAUGAUUGUCUUCCAAGUUUUUGUUGUUUGUUUUUAACUGUGUGUUAAAGUACUUGAAAUGUAUUGACUGCUGACUAUCUGUCAAAAUCAAAAUAUUUGAGUUGUAUUACAGAGGUUGACAUUGUUCAGGGAUGGGACAGUGUUCUUCAGUCUUUUUCAUACCACUUAUGUGAUUUUGGUGUAGGAACCUGAGAUUUUCUUAUUUAUGUUCCAUGAUGGCUCACAUUGUCUCUCACACUGUGAAAUGGGGACCUAUUGACUGAGUACAACCAAACAAUGAUAGCAUUUCUCUCAGUGGUUAGGGGAAUGUUUGAAUGAUGACUUCACUGAGCACAUUUGCAGCUGGAAAUCUU